AUGGACGUCGCAAGCAAUCAUAACCCUGAUACUAUUAAGGUUGGCAAGCUCCUCCCCAAGAACUUGGCUACCAAGCGAUGGAAGAAACAACCUUCGAAUGAGAGUUUCCGAUCGACAGCUAGUAGCGAGGAACAUCCCCGUGGAAGAAGUCCAAAUAGUCGUGGCCGUGAGCGAACCUAUCCUAUUAUGAGAUCCAACGACAUGGCGGAAGAGGAUGAAGAUGGGAACCCCAAUGCCAAUGCCAAUGCCAAUGCCAAUGCCAAUGCCAAUGCGUACUAUUCCGACGAGGAAGACCCGUCCUCAAUUAGACCCACCUUUCCUUCAACCCACCCAUCCCAAAUUGGACAACUGACAACAUCGUCGCCUAUAAUUCAAGCCGAUCACCUUCCCGAGAUCCAACAUCCGGAUCAAGACGAACCAAACAACCUUUCACGUUCUGUCACCUACUCCGCUAGUAGUAGCUUAUCUAACGAGCCGGCUCGUCAAUUAUCUGCUACUAAGACUGCUUUGGAGCCACCGAGGGAUUCGUCUACGCAGCGCUCGAAAUCACCCACCAGUAGAUUCAGGGACGUCUUCAAAAGUAAAAAGAACGGUGGCAACAGUAGUGUGCAGGACCUCAAUAGCGAAACCCAAAUAGACCCUCCGAAUUACGAGUUAUCGAACGCGUCAUCCCGAAGGUCGACCGCCGCAUCUGUCUCCCGUCCAGGCUCUAGCAUUGCUUCACAGUCCGACCUUAAUGUCAACGUCCCCAAGGUAGCAUCUACAACUGAACGGUCACGUCCGUCUAGAAGCCCGGCGCCUAUCGACACCUCCGUCCAACCUGUCCGUCCUCGCACUCCUCAGCCGUCCGAGCCCCCAGCUCCCGUUAUUGUCAAUACACCGCCAACUCCAACCGAGUCUCAUCACUCGCAUCACUCGCGGAAGAGUUCGUCCGCUAGCGCCAAUUCCCUUCCCAAUGUGGUGGUUUCUUCCUCGAGCAACAAUAAUACUAUAUCGCAUCGAAGAAGAAGGUCAGGAUCGACUAAUAGUUUAGGACCGAGCAAGCUAUCGAAUAUUACGUUAGCUCCUCUAACACCAACCCCGGAAAAUCCGGGACCUCUGACACCUGGAGGUGGCUUUUUCUCUAGCAUGCUCUCUGCUGCCCAAACUGCUGCCAAUUCUUUAAGUACCUCUAUAGCCAAUUCCAAUAUCGGAUCCGGUGCGAACAAACCCAAGCCGAACGUUCCCAGGGAGACGCGAUCGAGCGAAGACGACAAAGUGGAAGUCGAACCAUCUGCUGGACAGGGGGGCGCCAUGGGUGAUAAGGAGCUUGCUGUCAAAACCCUUGGGAAGGGUGAUCUAAGUUUGAGCCAGUUAGGUAUUCCGGAGCCUGGAAGUACUGCAGUUACACCGACCACUUCUAAAUUCUCUGAAUCUACUACAGAUGUGCGGGCUCGCUCGGAAUCGGCGCCGGCAGACGUAACAUCCCCCACGGAAGAUGGCCAAUCGGAAGACCUUACCAUAGGACCACCGCCCGUCUACGAGACAGCUGUCACGACACCUCCUACGAGCUUGUAUGAAGGGAAGGCCGGGAUCCAACGUAGUGGUAGCAUUAGGAGUGCUAUUAGCCGGAGGAGAAAGCGUGGUAGUACUGGAGGGACUGCAGGUACCGGAAACACCAUCGGCGCUGCUAUUGCCGCAGCUAAUGCUAACGUCGCCCACCCCCCAGGUGCCCCGAAGCUUACCGGGUUUGCCGUGGCGAGUAAGAAGCGCAACCGGGAUUUCCAUGUUUUGUUCAAGAGCGUACCGGACGACGACUACCUCAUAGAAGACUAUAGUUGUGCACUUCAACGAGAGAUCCUCGCACACGGCCGACUGUAUGUCUCGGAAGGCUACUUGUGUUUUAGCAGCAACAUUCUUGGAUGGACUACAACUCUGGUCAUUAGCUUCGACGAGAUCGUGUCUGUUGAAAAACGCAGCACUGCUUUGGUUUUUAGGAAUGGUCUUAUGAUUACCACGCUCCACGCAAAGCAUGUGUUUGCUAGCUUCACUAGUCGUGAUUCCACCUACGACCUCAUUGUUAAUAUCUGGAAGCUUGGCCAUCCCUCUCUACAAAGCUCGUUGAAUGGCGUUUCGUUAGAAGGCACGGGCGGUGACAAAACUGAGAAGGUUGAAGACGCCGAAGUGGUGGUCGGAAGCCGGAGCGGUACAGCAUCUGAAGACGAGGGGAGCGAUGAUGGAGAUGAUGUGUACGACGAAGACCAGGACGAUGAUAACGUACCCGAGGCAACACAAACCAGCGAAGUAAGCCCAGCCGAUACGGAUGGUGAGAAAAGUGGCGCGAGGAAGGUAUCAGGUGCAGUGACAAACGGAGCUGUUGAGAAGACAGAUCUUGCCCCUGCACCUUCCGGACCAGCUGACUAUCCAGGACCAGCCACCCACGCCCCGACAGACUGCGGUGAUACUGAUGCCCACUACGACAUAGUCGUUGGUGACGAUAUUGUGGCUGCCCCAUUGGGCAAGGUGUAUAACUUGAUGUUUGGACCUGCAUCUGUCGCGUAUAUGGGAAAGUGGUUGACAGGCGAGCAAAAAUGCACUGACUUACAGAUGGAAGACAAGAAAGGCUUAAGCCAAGACAACAAGAGCCGGGGAUUUAGUUAUAUCAAGCCGCUAUAUGCUUCGAUAGGGCCCAAGCAGACCAAAUGCAUAGUCACCGAAUCGCUAGAGAACAUGGAUCUCGAGAAGAGCGUCAACGUAUUGGUGACAACGCAGAAUCCAGAUGUGCCUAGCGGCAAUGUCUUUUGCGUAAAGACAAAAUACUGCUUGUCUUGGGCAGAGAACAACUCUACUCAUGUAACAAUCAAUUGUACGAUUGAAUGGAGUGGCAAGAGUUGGCUAAAAGGACCUAUCGAGAAGGGUGCCAAGGAUGGCCAAACACAAUAUUGUAAAGAUCUCUUUGCAAGCUUAAAAGCAAUGGUAUCCUCUGGCCCUCGUCCCGCUGCUGCCAAUGGUGCAGUAACAAAGGGGGGCAAGAAGAAGCGAGUCAAGGGCAAGCUUCAUCAGGCUUCCAAGGAGAGCCUGGUUAGCCCAGCUGAUUCGACAGUGUCCAAGUCUCAAGAUUGGGGCUUACUUGAACCACUCCACGGAAUUCUUGGACCAAUCGUUGACAUUAUAGGGCCGCUCCUCACCGGCAAUGUCGUUUACGGACUAUUAGUUGGAUUGCUGGUAGCAACGUGGUUUGGAUUCGGCUCUAAUUCCCAGCCUCGGGGCGCACCGUAUGGGCGUGAGCUAGGCUUUAUGGGAUAUCCGGAGCGUGCCAUUGCCUACGAGGAGGUCUGGAGACGCGAAGAAAGCGAUAUGUGGGACUGGUUAGAAGAGAGAGUAGGCCUUCACCGCAUGAACGAAGGAGUCAUCCCCCCUAGGAAGAAGAUGAUGGAGCCGCGGACGGUGGAAGAGAAGUUGCGCGAAGAACGAAUGAACGAACGGGAAGUCGAAGAAGCCAUCAAGGUCACAGAAGAGAAGUUACAAGUGUUGAAGUCCUUCAUGGACCGGAAGAAGGGGCCACAAAAGUCAGGAGAUUAUAGCAGGCCAACUACGAAAGUCCCAACAACCGAGAGGUAA
Molecule: messenger RNA, 3600 nt
Organism: Hypoxylon fragiforme
Lineage: Eukaryota; Fungi; Ascomycota; Sordariomycetes; Xylariales; Hypoxylaceae
Exons: 3
Coding region: 1-3600 (1199 amino acids)
Biological process (GO): intracellular sterol transport
Cellular component (GO): endoplasmic reticulum membrane; cortical endoplasmic reticulum; plasma membrane
Molecular function (GO): sterol transfer activity; sterol binding
Source: RefSeq, a predicted model, not a curated record